AUGAGUGAGGAAAUAGAAAAUCAGACAGUUCCUGAAGUAGAGAAUGGCGAAGCUCAAACCACAACUGAAACUCCAGAGCAACCAAAUGAACAACCAAAAGUAGAAAAUUCUGAAGAACAAAAUGUCGAAGCAUCAGAAGAACCAAGAACUUUAGAAGAAACCAAAUCAAAUAACGAUAGUGUCGAUAACUUUGAAAAAGUAAAUGAUUUGUCAGCAGAAAAUGAAGAAAAUACCCAGCCAUACAUUGCCCAACAUCAUACUGAUGAAAAUACAGAAAAUAUUGAAGCUUCUUCAGACAGCGAUGACUUAGAUGAUGAACCAGAUGCAAAUGCUUCAACUCCUGAAAAUGCAGAUGAUCAGAAUGACAAUGACAAACCACUUCUUGAUGAUAGUGAAGAACCAGCCGAAGAAAAUACAGAAAAUUCGAACGAAAAUACACCGUCACAAGCAGAAAAUGCCGAAUCUACAGAAAAAGAAGAGCAAAAAGAGGAACCCCAGCCUCAAGAAGCAGAAACCCAGGAAAACAAACAAGAAAAUCCAGUAGAAGAACCAAAAUCUGAAGAAAAUACCAAACCAGAAAAUGAAAAUGAAGAACCGAAAGAAGAACAGCCAUCAGAAGAAGCAGCAGCUGCUACAGAACCUACACCAGAAGAAAAACCAGCUGAAGAACAAACUCCAGAAAAUAAUUCUGAAGAAAAUCAAGAACAGCAGCAGCAAAACGAAGAAACACCUAAAGAAGAACAAACUACAGAAAAAUCUCCAAAGGAAGAACCACAAGAUGAGGCAAAAUCUGAAAUUCAAAAUCAAGAAGAAAUUAAAAACGAAGAACCAGCCGAAACAGAAGAAAGCAAAGAACCAAAAGAAGAUAAAACCCAAGAAACCCUUCAAGAAGAAGAAAAAACAGAAAAUCAAGAUCAAAAUUCUUCUCCAAACGAAGAACAACCACAAACAGAAGAAGAAACAGCUCAACCACAAGAAGAAUCUCCAAAUCCAGAAGAAAAUCCAGCUCCCGAAUCUCAAUCAACCGAAGAUUCUCCAAAACAAGAAGAAGAAACACCAAAACAAGAAGAACCAACUGAAGAACCACAAAAACAAGAAGAAACAGUUGAAGAACCACAAAAUUCAGAAGAAUUAACUGAAGAGACACAAAAAGAAGGAGAAUUAAAUGAAGUUGGAGUUGCUGUUUCAGUGAAUGUUGAAGUUCCAACAGAAGGAAACAAAGAAGAAGAGAAAUCAGAGUUCAAUUUCGAAAAUGCAGAGCCACUUCCAUCAGAACCAACAGAAGAACAAGGUUUCUCAUUCGAGAGUGCAGAGAAUCAAGAGUUUUCAGCAGAAGGAAGCCAAGAAUUCAAUUUCGGAGAGCUCCAACCAGUUCAAACCCGUUCUAUUGAAGAAGGAGCAGAAACAGAAGGAAAAUCAGAGAUGGAAUUCGGAAAUGAACAGUUGCUUUCAUUUGAUAACCAAAAUAAUGAAAAUACCUUUAAUUUUGAUAAUCAAAACAAUGAAAACACAUUUAAUUUUGAUAAUUCUGGAGAAGGAUUCACUUUUUCAGAAAACACAAGUUUUAAUUUUGACAAUGCUGCAACUAAUGAUGGCUUCACAUUCUCUGAUAACAACAAUGGUGGAUUUACGUUUGUUGAAGGUGGAGACUCAUUUAAUUUCAGUUCUUCAACUGAUAACAGUCAACAAUUAACAAGAUUUUUGCAGGCAUUGGAUUUCGUUGACAAAUUUGAGACUCCUUCGAAUGUUUUCGACACUCCUUCCCAACUUACUGAUAUUGACUCUGUUUUUAAUUUGAUCAUUUCUCAAUAA
This is a messenger RNA of Trichomonas vaginalis G3, 1812 nucleotides long. RefSeq lists its product as uncharacterized. NCBI's taxonomy places the organism in Eukaryota, Parabasalia, Trichomonadida, Trichomonadidae. The transcript has a single exon. The coding region runs from base 1 to 1812 and encodes 603 amino acids. The record is from RefSeq and is a predicted model, not a curated record.